GGCACAUUCGUGGAUCCGCAAUAUUGCAUGUUGGAUUUGUUGGUGUUCGAAAAAAUGGCAUCGUUUCUGGUGAUGAUAAUGGAUUGGCAUUUUAUCAUAACCUAUAUAAGGUCGUGAUGGUCAAUGCCACAGAGACUACCCGUAUAAUGGGCCGAUAUCCUUCUCCGGGUCCAGAAAUUUCCUCAAAAUCAAAGAGGCCCAGCACGGUUUUUGGUUUAGCUCCGUUGCCACUGGGUCAAUUACCCCACGGUUCGGAAAGUUUUGGUCUAGUUGCCAUGUUAACACCCUAUAAGCCGUACAAGUUUUCAAAACCCAAGAAUGUAUCAUCCGAUCCUACUGCGCAAUCAAAGUCAAUUUCCGGGUGUUUAGCGUGGUACCCUGCAGAUAAAAUUCAACUUGAUCCAGAUUCACCAGUAGUUCACACAGAUCCACUUCUCGCAUUUUCGUGGG
Acaulospora morrowiae is the source of this 450-nucleotide messenger RNA. Lineage: Eukaryota; Fungi; Glomeromycota; Glomeromycetes; Diversisporales; Acaulosporaceae. The record is from the annotation of a GenBank genome assembly.